This is a messenger RNA of Vigna angularis (adzuki bean), 915 nucleotides long. Its product is annotated as organelle RRM domain-containing protein 2, mitochondrial-like. The transcript is spliced from 4 exons. NCBI's taxonomy places the organism in Eukaryota, Viridiplantae, Streptophyta, Magnoliopsida, Fabales, Fabaceae. The coding region runs from base 120 to 581 and encodes 153 amino acids. Gene Ontology annotation, molecular function: RNA binding. The record is from RefSeq and is a predicted model, not a curated record.
CUAAGGAUAUAUAACAUUAUUAUUGUUUUGGGGUUUAGGGGUUCUGUUGGGAGUGUCAGAAAACAAGGGUUUAAGGAUUCUCCAACACGACUUCACUCUUUGCUUGAUUUUGUUUUCAGAUGGCUUUUAUGUCUGGACUUCAGCGUCUACUUCACCAAUCCCCACUUCUUCAUUCGCACCAUGCUUCCAUUCGUUUAGCCUCAACUCUCACCUCCCCCAAACUUUUCGUCAGCGGUCUCUCUAGAUUGACAACAGAUGAAAAACUUAAGGAAGCAUUUUCUUCAUUCGGGCAGCUGGUGGAAGCUAAGGUGAUAACUGAUAGAGCCUCUGGAAGAUCAAAGGGAUUUGCCUUUGUAACUUAUACAACCAUAGAAGAAGCUGAAAAGGCUAGUGAAGGAAUGAAUGCUAAAUUUUUGGAUGGAUGGGUUAUAUUUGUUGAUCCUGCUAAACCAAGAGAGCCUAGACCUCCUCAGCAAUCACGGCCCCAACCCUCUGAAUCAGGUUUCACUGUUAACAAAACAGUUGGGUGGUUGUUGAGACCUCGGCAAGCGUACCGGAUCGUUCAAGUAAUAAAUCAGUAACUUCUAGUUCAACCAAAGUAAAAGAGAAACUUUGACCUGAACUUGGAGUUGGAAAGAGUUGACCUCGACCUCACAGACCGAAACAAUUCUCAAAAUUUUGAAUUUUUAAAAACUUAAACUAAUAAAAUAAUCACAUACUUGACAAAUAUAUCAAUCCUAUCUAAAAUAAAAACUAAGAUAACAAACUCCUAAGAAAAUUACUCAACUACUUUUAUUUAAUUGUGUGACAUGUAUUCAUUUUUAUUGGCUUUUUAGUCAUUUACUACUUAUAAAAUACCAUAAAUGACUUUAUAUCUAAGUUAAACACCUAUAUAUUUAAGUGAUUAUUUGGACU